Dama dama (fallow deer) is the source of this 1557-nucleotide messenger RNA. RefSeq names its product transmembrane protein 242 (gene TMEM242). The transcript has 4 exons. Lineage: Eukaryota; Metazoa; Chordata; Mammalia; Artiodactyla; Cervidae. Bases 138 to 563 code for a protein of 141 amino acids. The record is from RefSeq and is a predicted model, not a curated record.
UGAGUGCAGAGGUCGUUCUUCGGACCGAUAUUCGGGUUGCACAGAGGGAGGUGGCAGCGGAACCUUUCUGCUCUGCCUCGCUCUCGGUUCCACCCGGGUCCAGUUGACGCCGGACGCAGUAGCCGAGGCUCAGAAAGAUGGAGGCGGCGGACGCUGGGGCAGCAGAGCCGUCCUGUGGGCCGGAGGCCUCGGCGUCUGCCGACGACCGGCUUUUCCUGGUUAAAGGUGGAAUUUUCCUUGGUUCUGUUGCUGCAGCAGGAAUGCUAGCUGGAUUUGCCACAACAUUGUCCUUGGCUAAAAAGAAAAGUCCUGAGUGGUUCAAUAAGGGAAGUAUGGCCACAGCUGCCUUACCAGAGAGCGGGUCUUCCCUGGCCUUGCGAGCCCUGGGGUGGGGCUCACUUUAUGCCUGGUGUGGGGUCGGUGUGAUCAGCUUUGCCGUCUGGAAGGCUUUAGGAGUGCACAGUAUGAAAGACUUUCGAAAUAAAAUGCAGUCAAUAUUUCCAGCAAUUCCCAAGAACUCUGAGUCGGCUGUUGAGUGGGAGGAAGCGCUGAGAUCCAAAUGAGAGGAGCACGGUGGAUGGAGUCUGGACGAUUGCUACGGGGAAGGCUGGCUUCGCCGCAGCCCCGGAGGGAUGCGAGUGAGUUCUCCUGGGGAACACACAGGUUGCUGACUGACCUCUGGGCUGCACGGCAUUGCGUGUUCUCACAGGAGCCUGCUGUCAUGACUGGGCGCUGCUCUUUUACAGCUGAUCUGGUUAUGUUCCCGUGAGGGGGAGGGGGUUAGGGCUAGCAACGUUUGAAAAGUUAGGAAGACUGUUUAAAAAUAAUUAUAUGGGUACCUUCUCUAGGUGAAGGAAAUCCCAGGGGAAAUACUUUUAUGACUGUAAAAGUUGAAACCCAAGUUUUCCACCUGAAAAAAAAAUUAUAAUAAUGUAUGAUGGAAAAUCUUUAUAAACAGACUGGUACCUCAGUGUGUCUAACUAGGUAAGCUUCAGCAGCCUCGCCUGUCAGCACAUGGCCGUGAGGACCUGGAGGACGCGCUCCUGGAAGUGACGCCCGUCCGCAGGCGGUGCAGCGGCUCUGCGGUCCUGAACGCGGUCUGCAGUUUGUGCGCUGUUUACCUGACGGCCUCACUUUCAGGCCCUGUAAACCUGAUAAUUCUUAGACAAGAAGCCAGUAACAGAUUGUGAUAACCUUGAAAAAAUAAUCCAUGGAAAGGAUAAUCAUGCAAAAACAAUGAUAUUUUGGGUAUAAAAUGUACUUUUUUGACAAGUUGAUUGUAGGUCCCUAAACAUUGCCUGACAGUUUGUAGUUUUAUCUCAGUUGUCAAUAUUAAAAUAGACCGGUUAUCACCUAUCUUAACAAAUAUUUUUAACCAGAAAUGUACCUGCCUGAGUAUUGAGUCUCUAGGUGAAUUAAAAUUUUUUAAAGAAAAGUACGUUUACUAUGUCAGUAUGUCCAGAAAAAUAACCUCUGGUUGAAUAUCAUUGUGUAUUUUCUUUAUAAUUGCUUAGGCUCUAAUUAGCAAUCAGUUUAAUAAAGUACAUUUGAAAUUUA